GAGCUGAGCCUGUUGGUUAUCGUCAUUGACACCAACCCUAUCUGGUGGGGAAAGAAGGCGCUAGGAGAAGCUGAGCAGUUCACCCUGUCAAAAUGCAUUGAUGCAGCAGUGGUACUGGGAAAUUCGCACUUAUUUAUGAAUCGCACCAACAGACUUGCUGUCAUAGCAAGUCACACGCAAGAAAGCCGUUUCUUGUACCCUGGGAAGCGUUGGGCUUUUGCAGAUCUCUUUGGAGAUGGUGGUAGUUCCAUGGAAUCUAAUUGCUCUGGCAGCAAGGAUGGAAAAUACGAAUUGUUAACAGCGAUAAAUGAUGCAAUUGCAGAAGAGAUUAAAGACCUCAUGACAAAAACUGACAUGAGGGGCCAGCAAACAGAAACUCUGUUAGCAGGAUCACUUGCUAAAGCACUUUGUUAUAUCAACAAGAUGAGCAAAGAGGUAAAAGCCAAUCAAGAAAUGAAAUCAAGGAUUUUGGUCAUAAAAGCAGCAGAAGACAGUGCAUUGCAAUAUAUGAAUUUCAUGAAUGUGAUCUUUGCAGCACAGAAGCAGAGUAUUUUGAUUGAUGCCUGUGUCUUGGACUCUGAUUCAGGUCUUCUACAACAGGCUUGUGACAUUACGGGUGGCAUAUAUUUGAAAGUGCCGCACAUGCCUUCCCUUCUGCAGUAUUUGUUGUGGGUAUUUCUCCCUGAUCAAGAGCAAAGAUCACAGCUUGUCCUUCCACCUCCUAUUCAUGUUGACUACAGAGCUGCAUGCUUCUGUCAUCGAAAUCUUAUUGAAAUUGGUUACGUGUGCUCUGUGUGCUUGUCAAUAUUCUGCAACUUCAGUCCUAUUUGUAGUACAUGCGAGACUGCUUUCAAAAUAUCAUUGCCACCUGUCAUGAAAGCUAAGAAGAAGAAAUUAAAGUUAGCUGUGUAACAACAUUAUGUAAAUACAUCAUUACCUUCUUCAGUAAUUCCAUGAAAUGGAAUAUAUGUGAGAAAUUGAUGGCACUUUUUAUUGGAGAUGAAAGAGAACUGUUACAGUGUUACUACUUGUUUCUUAAGGGAUAAAUAUUUAAAUUGUAUGUUUUCUACACAGCCCUUUAAGUAACAGACCACUGUAUUACCAUGUAACCUGUGCUGUUUUAAAUACUAAUUCUUAAUUCCAGAAGUUACAGCCUGUGAAGAGACAGACCUUGUGAAGUAGAAGGUAUUCUGGCCACUGCAAAGUUUCACAUCUCCAGGUUAUUUUCAAAGACAAGAAAGCUCUGAUUCUUUUUGUAUGUUGGUGUAAAGGUAAGAAUGACCAUUUCUGGUGUGUAGGAUCAGAACCUUAGCACGAUGUUAUUCAGGGACUUCAACUUCUUGCUAGCUUUUGCUAGCAAUUUUUUGACUGAAACAGCAUCAAUUUCAAAAUAAAUGAGCCAACACUUUCAAGAUGGCUUAGAACCCACCUUUUUUUUUUUUUUUAAGAUGCUAAUUCCCCUGCCUGUGCACUUAUGCAUAUUCAUAUUCCUUUGACGGUACUGUCUUUGUGGUAUUUCUUUCUCAAUUGGAUAUCUCUUCAUUCAUCAAUAAAAAGGCCCCCCUUUGUUUAAAAUAACUUCAAUAAAUGCAAACUAUCUGGUUAGUCUUUAAGGUUGUACUUUGAAACUGGAAAACAAAAAAUAUAAUUCUAUGUAAUAUGACAGCAGGCACACUUUUUGAGUAUGUAGUUUUAUGUCUGGCAUUUGACAAGUAAGAAGGAAGGCUUGCGUUGGUGGUUUUUAUGUCAGAACAUGAGGGUAUGCUGUGUACUUCUGAACAUGGCUUUGGUUUAAACAAACUAAAAAACAAUCUCCCACUUUUAAAAGGUAACUGUAUAAUUUGGUGUUUUUACCUGUUGCUAGUAACUGAUGUUCUCCUGAAAAGAAUACAGAGAGUAAUUGUUUCCUGCAUAGAAAAAGACAAUUUUUUUUUUCCAAGGCGUAGACAGGAAUUUAUGUCGCGUCUUAAUACUCGCAUCAGGUUUUUGUCAAUGUACCUGUUGUAGUGCCAGUCUCUUACUGGCUUGUUUGAUUGCCAAAAGCCAUUUUGUUUGAAGGCUGUAUUUAUAAUUUACUUUGUACAAAACGUUUGUAAUAAAACCUUUUUCAAAUGUGUUUAGAUAUUACUAUAAUAAC
Messenger RNA from Pygoscelis adeliae (Adelie penguin), 2137 nucleotides. RefSeq names its product general transcription factor IIH, polypeptide 3, 34kDa (gene GTF2H3). The record is from RefSeq and is a predicted model, not a curated record. Bases 136 to 912 code for a protein of 258 amino acids. Gene Ontology annotation, cellular component: transcription factor TFIIH holo complex; transcription factor TFIIH core complex. Lineage: Eukaryota; Metazoa; Chordata; Aves; Sphenisciformes; Spheniscidae. The transcript has 12 exons. Gene Ontology annotation, biological process: regulation of DNA-templated transcription; nucleotide-excision repair.